AUGGUGCUUGCCGACCUCGGCGCGCGCCUGCACGGCGCUCUCAACCAGUUCUCCAAGUCAUCGUCCAUCGACGACGCUGCUAUUGACGCACUCCUCAAGGAGCUCUGUGCCGCUCUUCUCGAAUCCGAUGUCAAUGUCAAGCUCGUUGCUCAGCUUAGGGCAAAGGUCAAGGCCAAGAAGAGCCUCGAGGAGGCCGAGAAGGCGAGCGGCCGUGAAGUGAACAAGAAGAAUGUUGUGCAAAAGCUCGUCGCACUUGUGGACCCCGGAACUGAGCCAUACAAGCCGGUCAAGGGCAAGGUCAACGUCCUCAUGGCCGUUGGUAUUCAGGGUGCCGGUAAAACGACGACGUGUACAAAGCUCGCGGUCCACUACCAGAGGCGAGGAUUCCGCACCUGUCUCGUGUGCGCGGACACGUUCCGUGCUGGUGCGUUUGACCAGCUCAAGCAGAACGCGACCAAGGCCAAGAUUCCCUUCUACGGCUCUUACACCGAGACCGACCCCGUCGCCAUUGCGUCGCUGGGUGUGGAGAAGUUCCGCAAGGAGCGCUUCGACGUGAUCAUUGUCGACACUUCGGGUCGUCACAAGCAGGAGAGCGAGCUCUUUGAGGAGAUGGUGUCUAUCAGCAACGCCGUCAAGCCCGACAUGACCAUUAUGGUUCUUGACGCCUCUAUCGGUCAGGCUGCCGAGGGCCAGUCGCGCGCGUUCAAGGACAGCGCCGACUUUGGUGCCAUCAUUGUCACCAAGCUCGACGGCCACGCCAAGGGUGGUGGUGCAAUCUCGGCCGUCGCUGCGACCAAGACCCCGAUCAUCUUCCUCGGUACCGGAGAGCACCUGAACGACCUCGAGAAGUUUACCCCCCAGCCCUUCAUCUCCAAGCUUUUGGGAAUGGGUGACAUCCAGGGCCUCAUGGAGCACAUGCAGGACAUGGCCAUGGCCGACCCGGACCGCCAAAAGAACCUCGCCAAGAAGCUCGAGCAGGGCAAGUUCUCUAUCCGCGACUGGCGCGAGCAGCUGUCCAACAUCAUGGGCAUGGGUUCGCUGUCCAAGAUUGCGUCCAUGAUCCCCGGCAUGCCUCAGGGUAUGAUGGAGGGUGGCGAGGACGAGGCCGCCGCCAAGCUCAAGCGCAUGAUCUUCAUUACCGACGCGAUGCGCACCGACGAGCUCGACUCGGACGGCCUCAUCUUCUUCAGCUUCGACAAGGCCGGUAACCCCACGGGACUCAACAAGCGUGCCCGCCGUGUUGCCCAGGGCUCGGGCACCAGUGUGCGCGAGGUCGAGGAGCUCCUCGCCCAGGCCCGUAUGAUGGCCGGUAUGGCGCGCCAGGCCGGAGGCAAGAACGGCUGGAUGUCGGCCAUGCAGAAGAUGCAGGCCGCUGCAGGCGGCAAGCCCCUUGGCGCCAACGGCAUGCCCUCCCAGCAGCAGAUUGAGGCCAUGAGGAAGGCCAUGCCCCCAGAGAUGAUGCGCAAGCUCCGCGCUGCCGGCCCCCAAGGCGCCCAGAAGAUGAUGGCUGAGAUGAUGGGCGGUGGUAUGCCCGGCAUGCCCGGUAUGGGCGGCGCCGGAGCACCUGGUGGCAUGGACUUUGGAUCCAUGAUGCAAGGUAUGAUGGGUGGUGCCGGCGGUGCCGGCGGUGCUCCCGGUGGUGGUGGUAUGCCCUCGAUGGCCCAAAUGCAGGAGGCCAUGAAGAUGAUGGGCGGCGGCGGCGGCGGCGGCAUGCCCGACAUGGCUUCUAUGAUGAAGAUGAUGGGCGGAGGCCGUUAA
Molecule: messenger RNA, 1758 nt
Organism: Apiotrichum porosum
Lineage: Eukaryota; Fungi; Basidiomycota; Tremellomycetes; Trichosporonales; Trichosporonaceae
Gene: SRP54
Product: Signal recognition particle
Exons: 7
Coding region: 1-1758 (585 amino acids)
Biological process (GO): SRP-dependent cotranslational protein targeting to membrane; SRP-dependent cotranslational protein targeting to membrane, translocation
Cellular component (GO): signal recognition particle, endoplasmic reticulum targeting; cytosol
Molecular function (GO): GTPase activity; ATP hydrolysis activity; 7S RNA binding
Source: RefSeq, a predicted model, not a curated record